GCGAGUUGCGCCGACGUGGGCGCGCGGUAGCCUCUUAGAUUUUGGAAAUAGUGGUUAAGAGUGUCAUUUUCGUAUUAAUUUUUGGGUAUCAAUCAAAGGGAAUCGACUAGUCCAAACAAACUCCCAGAAAAUUAAGCAGAACAACGAGGAAUUGGAGCAAUACAGGAGACUGCGGAGGCUCAAUGAUCAGAUCCCUUUUGUUUUCUUCCACUUUUGUGCCGAUUUUCAGAACCACUCGGACAUCUCCCUCCAACUUUCUGGGAUUUCAUUGCCUACCUUUCUCUGCCACUGCUCGCUUUACACUCGUAUCUGUUCUUCACUGCCCAGGCAUUGGGGUCAGAAAUCCAGCUUCUUUUUGCAGCAAUUCCCUUUCAGUUUCUGCUAAGCCAACAUUGUUUAUGGAGGAAGUCCCAGCUGCAAAUGAGGUUCAACUGGUUGAAGUACUUGAUGCAACCAACGAUGAUCAUGGAGGCGUUCUCGUGGAAAUGGAUAAAGCUAUGGACUCUGAGGUCUUUGUGCCCAUCCUUAGAGCUUCAAUUUCACAUUGGAAACAACAGGGCAAAAAAGGUGUUUGGCUUAAACUGCCCAUUGAGCUUGCUAACCUGGUUGAAGCUGUUGUUAAGGAAGGAUUCUGGUAUCACCACGCAGAGCCAAAGUAUUUGAUGCUAGUGUACUGGAUACCGGAAUGUGCUCAUACUCUUCCUGUCAAUGCUACCCAUCGAGUUGGCGUCGGUGCAUUUGUUUUGAACGACAAUAAAGAGGUACUCGUGGUUCAGGAAAAGAGUGGAGUGUUACGAGGGACUGGUGUAUGGAAGUUUCCCACAGGAGUUGUAGAUGAGGGGGAAGAUAUAUGCAAAGCUGCUGAGAGAGAAGUGAGAGAAGAGACUGGUAUUGACACAGAAUUCGUGGAAGUUUUAGCGUUCAGACAGACUCACCAAGCAUUCUUUGGGAAAUCAGAUCUGUUCUUCGUUUGCACAUUGAAACCUCUAACCUUUGAAAUAAGCAAGCAAGAACUCGAGAUAGAGGAUGCGCAGUGGAUGAAAUUCGAGGACUACACCGCUCAACCGUUACUCCAAAAACACGAAGUAUGGAAGUGUAUCAACAACAUUUGUGUCACAAAGAUUCAGCAGCAGUAUUCUGGAUUUUCUCCUGUGCUCACUUCCACAGCGUUUUCGAGCAAACAAAACUUCUUGUACCUAAACGAACACGACAUGAACAGGCGGUGAGGUCUCGUCGUCAAUCCUUGAUUGAUACAUUUUGCCAAGUAGCAUCAAUCUUGUUUGUUUGCUUCUUAAUCUUUUCUAGCUAUUGGACCAUACCUUUGUUUCUGAUACUCAAAACUGCAUAAGUUCACACUUUCAGUGAUUUCAAAAUACAUUGCUACAAUUUUCUAUGCA
Molecule: messenger RNA, 1397 nt
Organism: Cucurbita moschata (crookneck pumpkin)
Lineage: Eukaryota; Viridiplantae; Streptophyta; Magnoliopsida; Cucurbitales; Cucurbitaceae
Product: nudix hydrolase 10-like
Exons: 9
Coding region: 183-1226 (347 amino acids)
Molecular function (GO): NADH pyrophosphatase activity; NAD binding; ADP-ribose diphosphatase activity
Source: RefSeq, a predicted model, not a curated record